Paracoccidioides lutzii Pb01 is the source of this 1197-nucleotide messenger RNA. Its product is annotated as ATP-dependent RNA helicase eIF4A. The transcript has 4 exons. The record is from RefSeq and is a predicted model, not a curated record. Bases 1 to 1197 code for a protein of 398 amino acids. Gene Ontology annotation, molecular function: ATP binding; RNA helicase activity; RNA binding.
AUGGCUUCCAACGAUAAGGGUCUCGAAGAGAUCCCUGAAGGACAAAUCGAAUCCAACUAUGAUGAAAUCACUGACUCCUUCGAUGCGAUGAACCUCCGCGCUGAGCUUCUCCGCGGUGUCUAUGCCUACGGUUUCGAGCGCCCCUCUGCCAUCCAGCAGCGCGCUAUCAUGCCCGUCAUCAAGGGCUCCGAUGUCAUCGCCCAAGCUCAGUCCGGAACCGGCAAGACUGCUACCUUCUCCAUCUCCGCGCUGCAGAAGGUUGACACCAACCUCAAGGCCUGCCAGGCACUGAUCCUUGCCCCCACCCGUGAGCUGGCCCAGCAGAUCCAGAAAGUCGUUGUUGCCAUUGGUGACUUCAUGAGCAUCGAGUGCCACGCUUGUAUCGGUGGUAUCUCCGUGCGUGAUGAUAUGAAGGCCCUCCAGGAGGGUCCCCAGGUUGUCGUGGGAACGCCCGGCCGUGUUCAUGAUAUGAUUCAGCGCCGUGUGUUGAAGACCGAUCACAUGAAAAUGUUCGUUUUGGAUGAGGCUGAUGAGAUGCUUUCUCAUGGUUUCACCGAGCAAAUUUACGACAUCUUCCAAUUCCUCCCCCAAUCCACUCAAGUCGUCCUCCUCUCUGCCACAAUGCCCCAGGACGUCCUCGAAGUCACCACCAAAUUCAUGCGCGAUCCUGUCCGCAUCCUUGUCAAGAAAGCUGAAUUGACCCUCGAAGGUAUCAAGCAGUUCUACAUCGCCGUCGAAAAGGAGGAAUGGAAGCUCGACACUCUCUCCGACCUUUACGAAACUGUCACCAUUACCCAGGCAGUCAUCUUCUGCAACACCCGGAGAAAGGUCGACUGGCUCACUGACAAAUUGACCGCGAGAGACUUCACUGUCUCCGCUAUGCACGGUGAUAUGGAGCAGAGCCAGCGUGACGUUAUCAUGAAGGAGUUCCGCUCUGGCUCAUCGCGUGUACUCAUCGCUACUGACUUGCUUGCCCGUGGUAUUGAUGUCCAGCAGGUUUCGUUGGUUAUCAACUAUGACUUGCCCGCUAACCGCGAGAAUUACAUCCAUCGCAUUGGUCGUGGUGGUCGAUUUGGCCGGAAAGGUGUUGCUAUUAACUUCGUUACCGCUGAUGAUGUACGGAUGAUGAGGGAGAUUGAGCAAUUUUACAGCACCCAGAUUGAGGAGAUGCCCAUGAACGUUGCUGGUAUGUGUUAA